AGCCUUUCGCAGCAGACGGUACACAGAGGACCACAACACCGCAGACGAUAUUUCCUCCACUUCUUUUCUGCUCCGUAUCCUCUGCAACAGCUGCAGAAAGCGAGACGUGCAAGUAUCCUUAUGCAAAUAUCCGUGAUCGCGCCAUGGCUGGUCGCUGUGGUCAGUGUGUUGACCGCUGUGGAGUUUGCCUCCGGAGAAGAGGUCUUCACCAAUGCCUUCUUGGUGGAGUUGAAAGAGCCGAAAGGAAACGAGGUCGCCAAUGAAGUCGCCAAAAGGAAUGGAUUUACGAAUAUAGGACCCGUGCUGGGCUCCGAUCAGUUCUUCCACUUCGUCCACAGAGCGAUGCCACAUUCCAGAAACAAGAGGAGUAUACCGCAUAUGAAGAAACUCAAAUCAGAUCCCCUGGUGUCUCGGGCGACGCAGCAGAUUGGAUUCAAGAGGGUGAAGCGGGGCUACAAGCAGUUGCGGCUGCGCGAGGAGCUCGCCAAAGAGAUGUCCCAACCCACAGACCCUUACUUCCCCUACCAAUGGUACCUUAAAAAUGUUGGUCAGAAUGGUGGCAAACCGAAGUUGGAUCUGAACGUAGAAGCUGCCUGGGCUCAAGGAUACACUGGAAGGAAUAUCACAACAGCAAUCAUGGACGAUGGCGUGGAUUACAUGCAUCCUGAUUUAAGAGAAAAUUAUAAUGCUAGAGCCAGUUACGAUUUCAGCAGCAACGAUCCGUACCCGUACCCGAGAUAUACUGAUGACUGGUUCAACAGUCAUGGCACGCGCUGUGCAGGAGAAGUUGCAGCAAAGAGAGAUAAUGGAGUUUGCGGAGUUGGUGUAGCUUAUGAAUCUAAAGUUGCAGGGAUACGAAUGUUAGAUCAACCCUAUAUGACAGAUCUAAUUGAAGCCAAUUCUAUGGGACAUGAGCCAAACUUAAUUGAUAUUUAUAGUGCAAGCUGGGGUCCUACAGAUGAUGGGAAAACAGUUGAUGGACCUCGAAAUGCGACUAUGAGGGCCAUUGUACAAGGUGUAAAUGAAGGUCGACGAGGACUGGGUAAUAUCUAUGUUUGGGCUUCUGGUGAUGGUGGGGCUGAUGAUGACUGCAACUGUGAUGGUUAUGCGGCUAGCAUGUGGACGAUUUCUAUCAACUCUGCUAUCAACAAUGGAGAAAAUGCUCACUAUGAUGAAUCAUGUUCUUCAACACUUGCAUCAACUUUUAGUAAUGGAGCUAAAGAUCCACACACUGGAGUGGCCACUACAGAUCUAUAUGGAAAAUGUACAAAAACUCACUCUGGGACAUCUGCAGCAGCUCCUGAAGCCGCAGGAGUAUUUGCACUAGCUUUAGAUGCAAAUCCAAAUCUUACCUGGAGAGAUGUCCAGCACUUAACUGUGCUGACUUCCAAAAGGAAUUCCCUGUAUGACAGCAAGGGCCGUUUCCACUGGAACAUGAAUGGGGUUGGCUUGGAAUUCAAUCACUUGUUUGGAUUUGGUGUCCUGGAUGCUGGAGCUAUGGUGGCUUUGGCUAAGAUUUGGAAGACAGUUCCAGCGAGGUAUCAUUGCGAAGCAGGAACAGUCAAAACACCACACCGGAUCCUGACUAACGCCAGUACUCAAAUCUACAUCGACACAGACGCCUGCGCGGGCACAGAGACAGAGGUGAACUACCUGGAGCACGUUCAGGCUAUUAUCACUCUGAAUGCCAGUCGACGGGGAGAUGUGACCCUCUUCUUGAUAUCGCCCAUGGGCACCAGGUCCAUGAUACUGAAUAAGCGUCCGAACGACGAUGACCAAUACGACGGAUUCACCAAAUGGCCCUUCAUGACGACGCACACCUGGGGGGAGGGACCAAGAGGUCGGUGGACCCUGGAGGUCCGAUUCGACAGCCAAGUCCCCCAGACUGGAUUUAUAAAAGAGUGGACCCUAAUGGUCCACGGGACUCGUGAGGCUCCCUACAGGGAUUUGCCGGUGGAGGACGAUAAUUCUAAACUGGCCAUAGUGAAGAAGGCUCACGAGGUCGGCUACAAGAUAUAAGGGGCAGAUGUCGCUCGACUGAUGUUGCCAGGUGUUUUGUUUUGACCGGACCCGACGCAAAGUGUUAUUAUUCUUUUUGUUUUGUUUUGUUUUGCAAUAAGUGCAGUUGUUGAGCAGUGACAUGAGUAACACCGUUUUAAAACUGUAACACUUACGAAAUACAAGGGUUAGAAAUUUAAUAGAAGCAACUAUAAGGAGUGUCCAUGCUGGAUAGCUAAUUUCCAAACAGUUUGAGACGGUAUCUAGUUUCAUGCGAAAAAGGUUUUAAUCAGGAAAUAAUCCAAUUGUAUGUAGCUUUUUCCGAUUGUUAUGGGAAAUAUUACGAAAUCUAAAUUUUUAUGCUGAGCCCUUCCCCCCCCCCCCUCCAGUGAUUUUACUUCUGUUUAGUAAAGUUUUCCCGGUAUAUUAAAAUUUUCUUUAACUGAUUACUUUCCCCCCUUUCAUUACUUAAGUUUCACUCUUGUAACCAAAUGAUGAAGUUUUGUAUUUCAUUAUUUUAGAUCGAUUCAUUGUCAUUUCGAGGCAAAGUGACACUCAAAACUUUAUAACUCAUUAGUCUUAGUUCAGUUAGAAUUGAACUUUUCUAGUCUAAAAUAUUAGCGCGUGAAGAAAGUUUUACUAAUCAUGCAUAACAGAAUCUAGGAAUUGUAUAAAAAUUUAGAUUUUAUAAUUUUUUUCAGUUACAUUUUAUGAAGUUUGUGACAUUUUUUGCGCCAUUUAGAGCAUUAUUCAAAGUGGAAUUAUGUGCUGUUACAUAACAGUUUAGAAAUGAUCUAUUAGGACACCCUGUAGAAUCACUUUCAAACGAUGGCAGCUUGAAACGUUUCGGUGGAGUCACCAUUACUGUACACAACUUGAUUCCAGCGAUGAGAAAAUUGUAGAAUAUUUGUAACAAACACAGAUCUGCUAAUGGUUUGUAGAGAGCUGUAUGUCGCCUUAAGAAUCUCUUAAAAAUGGCAACGGGGUUUUUGGCAAGCAGUUCUUUCUUCCGAUUUAAUGGAGCACUUGACCCUAUCAGAGACUUAUCUCCAUAAUGAUAGUAACUGCAAAAAGCCCAUGUUUUAUUAAAAUGUCAUAAACUGUUAGGCUUUUGAUAAGGUCACUUUCUUUCUUGCCUGCUUGAACCUUAAAAGAGGUUCUUUUUCCUUUGAUGUCAAUACUUUUAUUGAAUCAAAAAAAAAAAAAAAAAAGCCGGAACAUUAGACCAAUUACAAGGCUAAACGAAAGAACGCGGACGACGAAGUACGUUUUCACCAUUUUAAAAGCUCUUUCCACCGACUGGCUAUCCGCAAAAAGGCCAAUCAAGUCCAUAGAGGCCAAAGAUUAAAUAAUCAAGGCUUACUUUUAAAACGGGAAAUACGUUAGAAAAGAGAUACUGGCAUGUCGCUCCUCCGAGGUCGGUGACGAAAAGAGUACUGUUUGGUGUCAUAUCAGAGGGAGCUAGCUCUAAGCUUAGUAACCACUAGGAUCAAGAAAGAAAAGAAAUGUUAUGGGUUGUUACAGAGCUGUUCUAGAGAUUCCUGAAGCUACAAACCGCUCCACCUGAAUCAUCGACUGAAUUGGUAUUCUAUGGCUUCCAAUCGCUGGAAACAAACUGGGGCCAAGGAAUAUAAAUGCUUCAAACUAGAACAGAAGCUGCAUUGGCUGUAAUUAUAUCGUUGCCAUUAUUGAGCUGCCAACCCUUGUAUUUUCAAUGAGGCGUAGAAUAUAUUUAAAUGACCCUUGCUCCCAAAAAUUACCGAAAGAAGAUACCUUAGUUUUUGUUUAGCAUAGACACGUUUUGUUGAUUCAACUGUUUUGUACACUAGACUCUUCACUGCUUUUGCUUAUUUACAGAUUAGUUAUUAGUACUUUAUGAAAUAAUAAUUUUAUAUAAAUUUAACUGUUGUUUAUAAUAUUAGACUUAAAAUUACGGUCUCGUCUCACGAAGCAUUCACCACCCUUUAAAACGCUCAGCAAUCUGUCCUGCAGAAAAUAGUUUGCAAGGUUACGAUUGGCAUUCUGUUGGCGAGUUAUCGCUUGAAAAAAAUUUCACUUUUUGCAACCAUACUGUUAUUUUAAUUCUAACGUUAAUUGUGUUUCUGUUCCUACCUGAUACAGUUGUCGGAAUGUAAUAAUUAUAAGUGUGUUUAUAUAGAUAUGAAUAUCUUAUUUUAACUUUUUUUCUUCUGAAUUUCCGAUAAAUUUUCAGAAGAACUUAUUAAACAAAAGAGAAUGUGAAAAUAUUGAACAGAUGCUUUGUUAAUUUUUUAAACAUUAUUAAACAAUAUGUCGUUACAUUUUAAAAAGAAAAAUAUAAUUUAUCUUUCUAAAAAUAUACCUAAAUUUGCUACACCUGGCAACAUUAAUACCAUUGUUAACAAUUGUAAUAGUGUCAUGCAAAACAAACUUGUGUUCUGCAGUUGCACUCAUUUCUUCUCUAACAUUUUUCCUCUAAAAUUUUGUUUUUGUUGCUUGUUUUGUUUUGUUUUCACAUUGAUUGUAGACAAAAAAUUAUCAUUCGGAACUGUUUUUGAAUUUACUAAAAUCCUGAAGUGCUAAACGUAUGAAGGAAUAUCCAUUUUUUUCCGUGUUUAUUUUAAAUUUGACUAUUGCAAGAGCAUAUAUUGAAUCAAGUCGCUCUUAAAGCUUCGCAUCUGUAUUAUUAUUUUGAAUCCUGUAAAAUUGGACCAAUGAAGGAUUUUAAUUAUGCUUUUUAUGCAUUUUAAAUUGCAUGUCAUGCAAAAUGAUUUUGCAUUUAUAUUUUUUUCUAUGUCGUUAAUACAAAUAAAUUUCUUUCUGAUUAGACUUAGGAUCAUGAUACAGUGCCACGGCCAAUUGACUGCAUUGCCUAGAUUGGUGGCAAAAAAAAAAAAGUUUCAUUUCAGAAAAAUUCAGUUUCAAAAAUAAAAAUUACAUUUGUCAUAUGUCCGUAAUUUUUUCUGUUAAAUGCAUGUAAAGUCUAUUUUAGUAAUAUUAAAAAAAAAAAAAAAAACUACAUGAUUUGAUUCAGUUGUAAUUUUUAUAAUGAUAAUGAAAUAAUAAAUUUAUAUCAGAUACUGCAUAGUUUUUAUUUAAUUAUUUGGACGUUUUUUAUGGGUUAGACAAAAAGAUUAAGUUGUAUUCUCAUUAAUAAGCAUGUGAAACAUGUGAAACCAUCAAAAUUCCUGCCAACAUGAAUUUCCUAUUGAGGUGUUUUGAAUUGUCAAAUUAUAACUUGAAGAAGAAAAAAUAUUAAUUUUGGCUUCUGUACCGUAAUUUUAAGUCUAACCACUUUAUAUAGUUGCAAAUUUUAUAUUAUUGCAUUUAUGAUACUUACCACCUUGUACAUUACUAUUACUAUUGCAUUCCCUUACUGAAAAUGAAUUAAAUUUUAUGAAAUUAAAACUUUUCAGUUGCAAGUGUGUAAACUAGCUGUUGAUUCAUGCAAUAAAUUAUGUGUUAAAACGUUUUAUCUUUAAUAAAAUAUUAUAUAUAUAUAUAGUCACAGUGAGUUGUUUAUCAGUGAAUAAAUGUCCUGAAUUAUUUUAUUAUAAAAUAUUCUUACCUCUAUAGAUCAUAUUCUGCAAUACCAUAUUUUAUUUCUGUCCACUUUAGCUUCCUUAUUGUAUGUUAAUUUUGAAUGAAUAUGGUUUCAAAAUUUGCAUUUGAAAAAUUUUUAAUGAAAUUCCGGUAAAAUUUUAUUUAUGCAUUAUUUUAUUAAAAUCUGCAUAUUUGGAUAAAAUUACAGAAUACAAUUCUUUGACAAAUAUUCAAAUACAUAUUGUUUGGAGAAGAUAAUAGAAAAAAAAAAGUUUUUUCCUAAAAUUGUAGAUUAAAGAUUUGCUUUAAAAUAUACAAAAAUCUACUUUUAAUCAAUUUUUGACAUAGUUAAAUCUACAAAUUUUAUCGUAUUUUUGUUGAUAUCUCCUUCACUGCAUUCCAAAACAACUUAAUGUGAAAUAAUCAAUCCAUUAGUAAAUCAAAUUACCACUUUUCUCAAGGAAUGCAAUAAUUCCCUUUCCUUUAUAGGUAUGUUAAUGAUGUUUUUCCCCCUCCUAUAUUUAUUGCAUAGAUUGUUGACAGUGUUUAUUAUUGUGUCAAUUGUACUGAAAGUAUUUGUUAUAAACAAAUAAAUAUUUAUUGCAUUUCAGCUAAGAAAUUCUAUUUUUAAUGUAGAACAUGU
This is a messenger RNA of Argiope bruennichi, 6163 nucleotides long. RefSeq names its product neuroendocrine convertase 2-like (gene amon). The transcript has 13 exons. The record is from RefSeq and is a predicted model, not a curated record. Gene Ontology annotation, cellular component: Golgi membrane; trans-Golgi network. Gene Ontology annotation, biological process: protein processing. NCBI's taxonomy places the organism in Eukaryota, Metazoa, Arthropoda, Arachnida, Araneae, Araneidae. The coding region runs from base 121 to 2019 and encodes 632 amino acids. Gene Ontology annotation, molecular function: serine-type endopeptidase activity.